Molecule: messenger RNA, 906 nt
Organism: Linepithema humile (Argentine ant)
Lineage: Eukaryota; Metazoa; Arthropoda; Insecta; Hymenoptera; Formicidae
Gene: mRpL21
Product: mitochondrial ribosomal protein L21
Biological process (GO): translation
Cellular component (GO): mitochondrial large ribosomal subunit; ribosome
Molecular function (GO): structural constituent of ribosome; RNA binding
Source: RefSeq, a predicted model, not a curated record
AAACACUGCCGUUGUUUUUUCUGCCUGUAAUUCAUAAUUUAUAUUUAAUCGUCGCUUUUUGCUGAUGAUAAAUUGUUUUCCGAAAAAAGUCGAUUAUUGAUGUUUGCAUUUUGCUUAAAAGUAUAUAAAAACACUACAGUUUUUACUGUAAUUUUGAAUAGUGUUUACGUACCAUGGCCACUUUACUCGGGUUUUCAAGACUUUUUAAUUACGCAGCGAGUAAUUGUUUGAGAAGAGUGACACCGAUUGCAAUUUGCAAGCAAUAUUAUCCUGUAUUAAGAUUAUGGGAGACACCAAUAGCAGAGUAUCGAACAGUUAAAUCACCAUGGAUGAAGACUAUUCCAUCUUAUCAAACAGAGAUACAAGAGUGGGACGAAAAGAAAGAAAAAAUAUGUGCUGACGUGACAAAUGAAAUCAAUAAUCAGAUUGCAACAAACACAACUGGUCGAAUGUUUGCAGUCGUGCAAGUAUGUGGAAAGCAAUUUAAAGUGACUGAAAACGACAUUAUAAUUAUACAAGGAUUCUGGCCACCAAAUAUAGGCGAUCAUCUAAAGUUAGAGAAAGUAUUGCUCGUCGGCAGUACUGAUUUCACUCUUGUAGGAAGGCCACUCUUAAACAGAGAACUCGUUUCGGUCGAUGCAACUGUCAUUGAAAAAACUCUAUCUCACACAAAAACUCGCUUUAGGUUUCGAAAGAGACAGCAAUAUCGUCGUAUAAAUUUUUAUAGAGUACAGCAUACAAUGCUGCGAAUUAACUGCAUAAAUGUAAAUGGGAGCAUUGACGAGAAGAAAGAAGUUGAAGGAUUAGACAGAGUAUAUUGAAAGUAGAAUAUAUAUAAAUUAAUAAAAAAUAAUAUGGAAAUCUUGUAUAUUAUCUCUUUUCCUAAAAAAAGUGCUCACAUCUGAU